Messenger RNA from Talaromyces atroroseus, 207 nucleotides. RefSeq lists its product as hypothetical. The record is from RefSeq and is a predicted model, not a curated record. Bases 1 to 207 code for a protein of 68 amino acids. Lineage: Eukaryota; Fungi; Ascomycota; Eurotiomycetes; Eurotiales; Trichocomaceae. The transcript has 4 exons.
AUGUUUGGCGGAGAGCAGCAACUUUCCAAGGAGGAGAUCAAGCAACACCACUCCUUCAUGGCAUCCAAUGGGAUAUUGAAAUUGACUCUGGGUUACCAACAGGCCGGCGAGGUUGAAGCACAGCAAACCGUUCAAUUCGCAGUCGUCGGCGGCAUUCUCCUCUACCUCUCGCCCUUCGCAAUUGACUUUGCCAAGAAGUUCCUAUAA